Molecule: messenger RNA, 1239 nt
Organism: Ruditapes philippinarum (Manila clam)
Lineage: Eukaryota; Metazoa; Mollusca; Bivalvia; Venerida; Veneridae
Product: beta-1,4-galactosyltransferase 4-like
Exons: 1
Coding region: 1-1239 (412 amino acids)
Biological process (GO): glycosphingolipid biosynthetic process; carbohydrate metabolic process
Molecular function (GO): N-acetyl-beta-glucosaminyl-derivative 4-beta-N-acetylgalactosaminyltransferase activity
Source: RefSeq, a predicted model, not a curated record
AUGUCUAAAAUAGUUCUCAUGUUCAUGUGGAUUUUAAGUGUUUGUCUUAUUUCUACCAUGAUCUAUAUGACAAGCGUUUGUCAGACACAGAUUAACUCCAUAGAAGAGCGCAAUGACAUAUGGAAUAGCCGAAAGUUAGAAAAUUGUUCCGUGAAACAGAAGACCGUACACACGACUGAUACCCCAGCCCAUAACUAUACAACAUAUAGAAAUUCUUCAAAUGGAAACUCUUCAUUAAAACUAGUGUGGCCUGAAAAACAAAAUCUCGCAAUUUGCAAAAUCAAACCUAAACUUUUGGCUGGCCGAAUUGAAAUGUCCUCAUCAGUAACAGCAAAAGAUGUCACGAAUGCAAAGGUUAUAACGAAAGUAAAGUAUGGUGGAGUUUAUAGACCACCAGAUUGUCGCUCGUCACAGAAAGUAGCCGUUAUAAUUCCCUAUAGAGAUCGUCCGUGCCAGCUACAAAUUUUAGUUAAUCAUUUGCACAAUAUGCUACAAAGACAAAGAGUGUUUUACGGAAUAUAUGUUGUAGAAAUGGCGUUACCCGUUCAGUUCAACCGCGGUAUCCUAGCAAACGCUGGUUUUCUAACAGCCGGAAGUAUCGUGAAUUACACGUGCUAUAUCAUACAUGAUGUAGACCUUGUACCAAUAAAUGACCACAAUUUAUAUAGAUGUAGUGAGUACGGACCAAAACAUAUGGUCACAAAAAAUUCUGCAUUUAGAAAUGGAAAGCUUCCGUACUCUGGAUACGUGGGUGGGGUGAUAGCAUUUACUACUUUGCAAUAUGCCAAAAUAAACGGGUUUUCCAACCUCUAUUUCGGAUGGGGAGGUGAGGAUGACGAUAUGUUUAAAAGAAUCCGUGCUAGAAACAUGACUCUUCAACGCCCUCCAGAUCAUAUUGGAGUAUUCAUGGCUCUAAAACACACACAAGAUUCAUCAAAUCCACCCAAUCCACAUAGGGAAAUGUUAUUAAAUCAAGCGGAAUACAGAAUUGAUAUUGACGGAUUGUCCUCAAUUAAUUACAACCGGAAGUCUCUCGAAUUUCGAACUCUCUACACGUGGAUUCUUAUAGACUGUAUCGAAGCCGAACUUUUAGAAAAGUAUCCAUUCUUAAGAGCUGACUCAAAGUUAAUGUCAAAGAAAGUCAAGGAAAAAAGACACCAUUUAACAGUUAUACAGUCAAAAGAUGGCGAAAUUAGGGAGAAUAGGUUUGUUUACCCAGGAAGAGUUCAAAUAAAUUGA